Pectinophora gossypiella (pink bollworm) is the source of this 1024-nucleotide messenger RNA. Its product is annotated as intraflagellar transport protein 20 homolog. Gene Ontology annotation, cellular component: cilium; intraciliary transport particle B; Golgi apparatus. Bases 137 to 532 code for a protein of 131 amino acids. The record is from RefSeq and is a predicted model, not a curated record. The transcript has 3 exons. Gene Ontology annotation, biological process: protein localization to cilium; intraciliary transport; centrosome localization. NCBI's taxonomy places the organism in Eukaryota, Metazoa, Arthropoda, Insecta, Lepidoptera, Gelechiidae.
UUGAUAUUGAUAGAGUACGUUGAAUACGCUCUUUGUUAACAAACGUAAUUGUUCCUCUAAUCGAAGUUUAUGCGUCGUAUUAGUAUUAGUGCGUCAAGAUCACCCCAACGGAAAAUAGACGUGAUCUUAAGCUAUAAUGGCAGAGGAGUUGCAGAAGGCACAUCUUUACUAUGAUGACAUUAAUAAAAUAAGAGUAUUAGAAAAUAAUGUACUGAAAGAAACUAUUGAUUUAAAAGACACCUGCAAGGAUUAUGAUUCAAAAGUCCAAGAUUUCGGUAAAAUUAUAAACUCAUUAUUGGAAGUACUGAAAGAACUUGGUGACAAUGUGGAGAAGCAGAAAAUGGCUGCAAUAGGAGCGAUGAACCUUUUGAAAUCAAUCACCAAGGAAAGGGAAUCCGAACAAGCGAAACUCCAAGCUGAAAUCAACGAUAAGACAAUGAUUCUAGAACAACUAGACAGCGAGUAUGAUGCUCUGCAGAUCCUAGAAGCCACACAAAUGGAGACUAUUGAGUAUUUAACACAAAUUAGAUAAGGUCAUAUCAUCGUCAAAUACAAUAAAACUAAGACACAGUCUGCAAAAAUGUAAUUUUCAUUGAAACACACAUGAAAAAGUAAGAAUGCAGUUUCUAUUAUCAACAUAAAAGUAUUAUAAUGGGGUUACUUGCGCAAAUUAUUACUUAUAGAUGAAAAAAUUGAAAUUAUUCCAAAAUUAAAGAAUUGAUUACAAUUUAUAACAAAUAUAAACUUGAUUUAUAACUGUUUCAUGAUCAUUACAAAUAAAGUGAUUAAACUUCACUAUUAACCUGUGAUUACAAAAAUAUAACUAUUACUAGGGUUUAACAUACAUAAAUUACUGAAUUUUAUACAUUUCUUCACGUUUCCGAUUGUUUUAGGAAUAUGCCAAAUUGUCGAGGUCUAUACCAAUCACCAAAUACAACCAAAAUUUUAUCUAUAUCCACUGGCACAUCAUAAUAUAAGGUACUAUUUAAAUAAAAAACCAACUUGGCGAGGGUUUCCGUCUCGC